Molecule: messenger RNA, 1881 nt
Organism: Capronia epimyces CBS 606.96
Lineage: Eukaryota; Fungi; Ascomycota; Eurotiomycetes; Chaetothyriales; Herpotrichiellaceae
Exons: 1
Coding region: 1-1881 (626 amino acids)
Biological process (GO): intracellular iron ion homeostasis; copper ion import; iron ion transport
Cellular component (GO): plasma membrane
Molecular function (GO): ferric-chelate reductase activity
Source: RefSeq, a predicted model, not a curated record
AUGAGCUACUAUACCUUUGUCAGCCUCACCCCUGCUCAACUCGAGGAGCGCCGCACACAACUCGACCUUGCGGGCUUUCACGCAUGGCUGGCGCCUAUCAUCCUGCUGGUCACCAUAUGGAUAUACCGGCAGCUUCGGCGACGGGGCCUCAAUCCUUCUCUCCUCACAGACAAGGCGUCCCUAUCUCCAAAUGUGUCCCAGCGGCCUCCUUCACGAGUGCAAGUCCUCCUCCGCCGCCUACAUUGGGUCCUAAACACCACCUACAUGGGCGAAUUCGGUCCGUUCCACGUCCAGCUGAUAGGGCUCGGAUACUUCUGCUGGCUGCUAUACCUGGUGUUUCGGGCCACGGGGAACGACUACAUGCACCUGACCAAAUCGUUCGGCCAUGUGGCCAUCUCCCAACUGCCGAUGCACUACUUGUUGGCUCUCAAAUCGCCCCAGUCGCCCAUCACCUUGGCGACGGGGCUGACGCAUGAACGGCUGAAUGCGUUCCACCGCCUCUUCGGGCGCAUGAUCCACGUUCUCCUCGGCGCCCACGCGGUGCUGUACCUGGGAUUUUUCGUCAAAUUGGGCUUGUUGGCUAAGCGCGUUCGAGACCUUGACGUGCAGCUUGGUCUUAGUGCCUUCUGGGUGUUCAACGCUCUGGCCCUUCUCGCUCUGCCUGCCGUGCGGAGGAGACUGUAUCAUUCGGUAUUUUACAGGAGUCACGUCGUGCUCAGUGCCGUGGUGCUUCCGCUUCUGUUCUUCCAUGUCCCCUACACGAGGGUCUAUGUUGCGCAGGCGGCCGUAUUUUGGAUCCUUGGUGGUCUCCUGCGGCAGCGGGGAAGUGAAACCGUCUCUGCACGCAGCGAACUGCUCGACGGGGCCGUCGCCGCGACCGGCUCACAGCUGGUCAGUGUCAGGUUUACCGUCGGCGCAUGGAGCCCCCUCGCGCACGCCAAGGCUGGACAACAUGUCUAUAUCCGUCACGAGGGGCUAUUGGGCCCCAAGAAUCCAUUCACAAUUGCGAAUGUCCACCCUAUCAAUCACGCAGUUGAGGAUGAGGACGAGAAACUCCAGGAUGGAAAGGCUGCGCAGCCCGAGGUGGAGGUCCAGCUUGUGCUCAGAAACACGGGCGGGCCGCAGACGUCGUAUCUCAGCGGGUUGGCGCAGAAGCAAAAUAAGCGCCCGAGCAAGUUUGCACUCCAGGUUGAGGGUCCCUACGGGGAAUCGGAGAUGUAUAUCCCCCGACUGCUCAAGGGACAGCACACCGGAACCGGUAGAGGCCCUAUCUUGCUUAUCGCAGGUGGUGUUGGGGUGACCUACACACUUCCGAUCUACAUGGCUCUGCUGGCCUCGCAAAGGACAACGACGAGGCCUGGCAGUGGCAGUGGCAGUGGCAAUGGCAAUGACAAUAGAACCAAGAUGAUCUGGCUGGUCAAGACUCUCGCCGCCGCGCAGUGGGGCAUAACCAUCCUAAACCAAGCUCAAGACCGCGGUGAUAUCCAACCCGGGCUUGAUCUGGACAUCUAUAUCACAUUGGAAGACGCGACGCCCGCCCCAUCUAGACCGAUGAAAGCGGGGAUCAGAGUCCACCGUCUGGGCCAUCGGCCAGAUCUCGAGUCGGUCAUUGACACAGCAUUGGCGGUGAGCUCGGUGACGGAGAAGAUCAAUAGCAGUUACAGUAGCAGUGGCAGUGGCGUCGACCUGGGCAAUACAGUUCGGCGCCGAGUCCAAACGGCCCUGAAUCAGCAGCAGCACCACCACCACCAGGAGGUGACAGUGUUCCUCUGCGGCCCGUCAAGUCUAGCAAGAGACGUGAGAGAUUCUCUCGGGAAACAUAUCAGUGAAGGGGUGGAAGUGAAUGUUUUCGAAGAGUUGUUUGGAUUCGGUGGGGGGUGA